AUGGAAGAAUGUGAAUGCCUAUGUUCUGUUUAUAAAAGUGAAAAAUGGAAUGAGAUUAAACAAAAAUACGUUGGGAAAAUAGUAAUACCUUUUAGCGUUUAUGGAGACGUCUUUGAAGUCAACAAUCCUCUAGGAUCUCAUAGCGGUGUAAAUAAGGAGCAUGCAUUGUAUUGUUGUAUUGUCGGAUUGCCACCUGAAUAUUCAAGUUUACUUGAAAAUAUUUUUUUAUUUCAACUGUAUAAAUCUUCAUAUAAAAAAAUGAUAAAUAUGUCAAAACUUUACAAUCCAGUAAUGCAACAAAUAUGUGAUUUACAAGAAAAUGGAAUUGAUAUAACAGUUAAAGGGCAAGCCUACAAGGUUUAUUUAUGUUUAUUUAAUUUUUCUGGCGAUAACUUAGAACUGCAUAAUGUUCUUGGAUUCCACGAAAGCUUCAACAGUAGACAUCCUUGCAGACUCUGUUAUAUGAGGAAAGAAGAAUGUCAAACUGCGACGAAAGAAAAUGUAAAAAAAAUGCGUUCCACUGAAAAACAUAACGAUGAUGUUGCAUCAAAGCAAAACGGAGUUAAGCAGAAGUCUAUAUUUGAAAAACUACCUGGAUUUAAUAUUUUUCAAAAUGUUUCUUUCGACCAAAUGCACGAUCUGUUAGAAGGGAUUUGCAGAUACGAAAUAGCGACUAUACUGUACCAUUUAAUAUUCAUCGAAAAACAGUUUGCAUACACACAAUUGAAACAAAGAAUGGAAAAUUUCGAUUAUCAUAGUAAAAUGAAAAAAAACGUGACACCAAUUAUCAAGUUAGAACAUAUUAAAAAUCAAAUGUUAGUAAUGAGUGCUUCAGAAAUGAACUUUUUAUUAAAUAAUCUAAGUUUAUUUGUCGGCGAUCUUGUACCUAAUAAUAGCAAAGCAUGGAACUUGUACGUAUCUUUACAUAAAUUGGUUUCUUUAGUUAUGAUGCUCUCAUUGCAGAUAAAAUUAAUCACUUAG
Messenger RNA from Phymastichus coffea, 981 nucleotides. RefSeq lists its product as uncharacterized. The coding region runs from base 1 to 981 and encodes 326 amino acids. NCBI's taxonomy places the organism in Eukaryota, Metazoa, Arthropoda, Insecta, Hymenoptera, Eulophidae. The record is from RefSeq and is a predicted model, not a curated record. The transcript has a single exon.